Symbiodinium pilosum is the source of this 417-nucleotide messenger RNA. The record is from the annotation of a GenBank genome assembly. NCBI's taxonomy places the organism in Eukaryota, Dinophyceae, Suessiales, Symbiodiniaceae.
AUGGCAUCAGACCAGGGCUUUCCCACAAUUGUGGACUUGCUGUUGCGCGCACGAGCAGAUCCCAACGAGCCUGGCCCUGGGGAGAGAGCACCACUGUGGCUAGCAGCGUCCACAGGCCAUUUGGAGGCUGUCCGCUUGCUGCUGGGUGCUGGUGCUCUGAAAGAAAAGGUGGACGGGCAGUUGCAUACAACACCGCUCUGGGUAGCAAGCGCCAAUGGCCAUCCCGACGUUGUCCGACUUCUGCUGACCGCGCGAGCUAACCAUAAAGCCACAGCAGUCGACGGCUCCACCCCGUUUGAUGUAGCAUGGCUGAAGGGAAAUGCGGAGAUAAAGCAUCUGCUGUCACAAGUCAAUAUUGCCGCGGAGCAGACUGAUGCCGAGGCAAAAAGUGGCGUUGUGGUACCAGGUUACCCGUGA